This is a messenger RNA of Babesia bovis T2Bo, 509 nucleotides long. Its product is annotated as SmORF protein. The record is from RefSeq and is a predicted model, not a curated record. NCBI's taxonomy places the organism in Eukaryota, Apicomplexa, Aconoidasida, Piroplasmida, Babesiidae. The coding region runs from base 60 to 431 and encodes 123 amino acids. The transcript has a single exon.
UAUGUCCUCAAUUAAGAAUUUCACUGUGUACUGACUACAACAAAGUGCUAGCCUUCAACAUGUUAUGGAAACUCUGUGUAUUGGUAGCCUUCGGGCUCUCUGACACUGUCACUGCUACUGAUGUAGCCAAGGACCAACCCAAGAAGGAAUCAUUGGUAAGCAGGUUCUUCGGUAAGGGAGAACAACGUGCCACUGAACCUCAACAGGUAUCGGAUCCACCAAAAUACUCUGUUGAAUGGUAUCUGUUACCCGAGCCGGAAAGCAGAAAAGAACUUCGUGAAGAGUUGCCGUAUCAUUUUCUCCUUGCUGUACCAGAAGACUGUAAUCAACCUAUAUUGCCUGUAGUGGAAAAACGUAUUAGAAAGUUUUUAUCAAUGACUCCCCAAAAUAAAAGAUUAUACCGUAUAUGUUCAACUUACAAGAGUAUCUAAAUCAUCAAAUUUGUAAUACUUUGAUGAAAACGAAGUUUUCAUAAUGUAAUAGUACAAUCUCAUUAGUAGAAGGCUGCA